This is a messenger RNA of Elephantulus edwardii (Cape elephant shrew), 816 nucleotides long. RefSeq names its product ankyrin repeat domain 6 (gene ANKRD6). The transcript is spliced from 3 exons. The annotation marks the transcript as partial. The record is from RefSeq and is a predicted model, not a curated record. NCBI's taxonomy places the organism in Eukaryota, Metazoa, Chordata, Mammalia, Macroscelidea, Macroscelididae.
AUGCGCGUGCUGGACAAACUGAUGGUCGAGCGACUCUCUGCAGAGAGAACUGAGUGCCUCAAUCGCCUGCAGCAGCACUCAGAUAUGGAGAAGCAAGAGGGAGAGAAACGACAGAUGUCCUUGGUGGAUGAAUUAAAAACCUGGUGCAUGGUAAAGAUUCAGAAUCUGGAGCUGAAGCUUUCAGGAGAUUCUCGGACCUCCAGGACUAAAUCCACGCCAUCAACUUGUGAGUCCUCUACAGGUGCGGAUCAAUCAGUGGUGACUGCCGGUCUGAUGCCAGCUUCCGAAGGUUCCCCUCAGGUGGUCAGGCCCAAGGAGAAGGCCGUCCACGCCCCCACUUCUCACAAGCUGCAGCAGGACCUGUCUUCUUCUGACUGUGCAGGCUCCCGGCUGAGGAACGCCAGGGUCCAGACAGCCACACUGCCUUUAAAAGAAGCAGCCCGGAGCGAUCAGCAGGCUGGGCCCUGUGUUGACAGAGGCACUCAAACGAAAAAGUCUGGGAGAAGUGGACAGACGAGACAUCGGGCCCAGCAACCAGCAUCCACCAACACUUGUGGGCCACUGCCUCCCCCAGUGACAGGCAGUGAGCAGACAGCUCCUCAUGUUCGAGACACCUCCCAAGCCCUGGAGCUCACCCAGUAUUUUUUUGAGGCUGUUUCUACCCAGAUGGAAAAAUGGUAUGAAAGGAAGAUUGAAGAAGCACGAAGCCAAGCUAAUAAAAAAGCCCAGCAAGACAAGGCUACGCUAAAGGAACACAUUAAAAGUUUAGAAGAGGAACUUGCUAAACUAAGGACUAAGGUGCAGAAGGAAAAUUAG